UACUGUCAAAACUAGAGAGGUUUUUGUUUACAAAAUAAGUUUUCAUUCUCAAAGCUUAGCUACAGUUUAGCUUCAACAGCCAUCGAGAAGAGGCAUUUUUUUGCGCGCCCGUCCUCCGAAAAAAAAAAGGAAUUUCGUCGCGUCGGGGUGAGUGGUGUGUUUCGUUCCAUUUCUCAAAUGAUAAGAGUACUCCGGCAGCUACAAACUCUGGCGAGAAAGGCGUUCAGCAGAAAGUAUCUCCUCUACACCAACGUUGCAAUCUCCAUCAGCUUAUCUGGGGUCGGUGACAUAAUUGAGCAGCAUUACGAAAUCUACACCGAGAGUUUAGAAUGCUGGGAUCGAACGCGCACGCGACAGAUGUCCAUCUCCGGGAUGACGGUAGGAAUCUUCUGUCACAACUGGUACAACUUCAUGGAUCGAAGAUUUCCUGGCCGAACGCUCGGAAUCGUACUGAAGAAAGUCAUGAUCGAUCAAACCGUGGCCUCGCCUAUAGUUAUAUUCCUGUUCUUUGCCACGCUGGGUGUCCUGAGGAAAGCUACCAUUGAUGAGACGAUCCAGGAGAUGAAGGACAAAUUCAUACGGCUUUACACGGCGGAAUGGGUUGUAUGGCCACCUGCUCAGCUGUUCAAUUUCUACCUUCUGCCCAAUAGGUAUCGCGUGCUGUAUGAUAAUACAAUUUCGUUAGGAUACGACGUCUACACUAGUUACGUUAUCAAUGAAAAAAUUGACCACGCUGAACACUCUAGUUGACCCAGAUAUAGAGAUUGGAAGCUUUAGGGAAUGUAAUAUAGGUAAUAUAGGUAAUGCAAUGUCCUUAGCGAAAAGCCGUAGUCACCUGUUCAAUUGUUAAAGCGCAUAUUUAUUAGCUGCCACUCUAAGAAUAAUGUUACAGUUAUUCCGAGUUCAAUGUGAUCGAAAACCGUACUGUUGGAUUGUUUUAUGUUGCUUGAUUGUACAUAAAGCGCACUCGAUGUGAAACUAAGUAAAGUUUUAA
Molecule: messenger RNA, 994 nt
Organism: Aedes aegypti (yellow fever mosquito)
Lineage: Eukaryota; Metazoa; Arthropoda; Insecta; Diptera; Culicidae
Product: mpv17-like protein 2
Exons: 1
Coding region: 178-750 (190 amino acids)
Biological process (GO): mitochondrial ribosome assembly
Cellular component (GO): membrane; cytoplasm
Source: RefSeq, a predicted model, not a curated record